AUGGGCAACUACGUUUCCGCUGUCGACGGCACACAGCCUUCAGCCACUAGACCAAUGAACACCCCCGGGGCACCUGGAUCACGAAGGAGCUCCGUAGCUUCAAGAACUUCGUCUGUGGAUAGCUCCAGCAGUGCCGAGCAAGCCAUCCGGUCAUCAACGGCAGCAACGCCUUCCUCGCCGUUGCCGACUUCCUCAUGGAGCUCUGCCGAACAAACCAGAGAUGUUGAUCCACUGGCGCGAUCCUUCCCCAAGCCCAGUGAGGAUGUCGACCUCGAUGAGAUGCUCAACAGGAAGCCCCUCAAGUGGACUCUUGGCCACUACGUCAAGGAGGCCGCCACGCGCGAACCGUCCAAGCUUGCUGAGGACAAGGACCGGCUUGCGCAGGACAUGGAGGCGAAGAAGAGAGAAAUGCUGGCUGCCAAGGAGGAGAUCAGGAGGCUUUCUGCUGGGAAUUAG
Diaporthe batatas is the source of this 456-nucleotide messenger RNA. RefSeq lists its product as uncharacterized. Lineage: Eukaryota; Fungi; Ascomycota; Sordariomycetes; Diaporthales; Diaporthaceae. The transcript has a single exon. The record is from RefSeq and is a predicted model, not a curated record. The coding region runs from base 1 to 456 and encodes 151 amino acids.